AUGAUGGUAGCCCGGGUUAAAGCAGACGACAGAGAAGUGCGAAGUGAGCCACCCACAUGUGUGUCCAUCAACGAGGAAAGUGGAUCGGACAACGAAGAGCCCGAUGAGGAGCCACAAACUGUGAAAAAAUUUGUCGCUAGUAGAAGAAGCCAUGACGAAGCGCCCACGCAAAAGCCCCGCUACACUCGUGACGACAAAUUUUCCCGAACAGUCUCAGCGCAAUCACUUCCUGUCAGUGAUCGUCUGGAGGAGUUAUCACAAAUGACUGUGUACGACAGGACGUUACAUAUGCUAGCAGUUGAUCCAAUUUAUCAAAAAGAAGUGGCUCUUGGAAAACGUAUUGGAUUUUAUCGACUUGGCAAAGAGCUUGGAGCUGGGAAUUUUUCCAAAGUUAAACUAGGAAUACAUGUUCUCACAAAAGAGAAGGUUGCUAUAAAAAUCAUGGAUCGGACGAAAAUGGACACAAAAGCUCAGCGAUUAUUGGAAAGGGAGAUCAAAUCUAUGGAGCGGAUGCAUCACCCUAAUAUCAUAAGAUUGUUUGAGUGUGUGGAAACGCUUACCAGAACUCACCUAGUCUUAGAGUACGCUGGUGGAGGCGAGCUGUACGCUUAUGUCCAUGAAAGAGGUAAACUGACCGAUGCAGAAGCGAAACCCCUGUUCGCACAAGUUGUUGCAGCUGUUUCACAUAUGCACAAGAAGAACCUCGUUCAUCGAGAUAUCAAAGCCGAGAACAUCAUGUUCGCAGCCCCUGGAGUCGUGAAACUAGUGGACUUUGGUUUCUCCUGCAUGGUUCCAUCUGCAGUCGAACAGCUAACAACCUUUUGUGGCAGCCCCCCAUAUGCAGCACCCGAGCUGUUCCGCGAUCAAAGCUACAAUGGAGCAAUGGUUGAUAUCUGGGCACUAGGUGUGCUGCUUCAUUUUAUGCUGAUUGGAAUCACACCGUUUCGAGGGGAGUCCGUGCCUGAACUUAAGAGUGCUAUUCUGCAAGGUUCAUUCACUCUGCCUAUGUACCUGGAGCACUCAUCCAGAAUGUUGAUCGAAAGCAUGCUGUCAAUGGAGCCAUAUAAGAGACCAAAGAUUGAGGACAUCAAGAAAUCCAUCUGGCUGAGAGGUUGCAGAUUCCAACCUACAUACCUCAAUCUGUUAAGUGUACAAGAAAAAAUGGAAGAUCAGAAGAAUGAGAUUUCGAAGAAGGUUUGGGCCAUAAUGAAUAGCUACGGUAUUACGGAGCAAAUGCUGGAAGAUGCACAAGAUCGAGGGCCAAAGAAUGCAAUGAUAGGCACCUACCGGAUAGUGCAGUUUCAAGUGCAGAAUGCUGCCAAGGAGACGCACUCUGAAUCCUCGCUAGCCAUGGAAUCCACACCAAAAGGAAGAAACCCGCAGAACAGGCACCUGAAAAACAAGAGCAAAACGUGUGCCCUCUUGUAA
Messenger RNA from Necator americanus (New World hookworm), 1428 nucleotides. RefSeq lists its product as uncharacterized. The record is from RefSeq and is a predicted model, not a curated record. The transcript is spliced from 12 exons. Lineage: Eukaryota; Metazoa; Nematoda; Chromadorea; Rhabditida; Ancylostomatidae. Gene Ontology annotation, biological process: intracellular signal transduction; microtubule cytoskeleton organization; protein phosphorylation. Gene Ontology annotation, molecular function: ATP binding; protein serine/threonine kinase activity; tau-protein kinase activity. Bases 1 to 1428 code for a protein of 475 amino acids. Gene Ontology annotation, cellular component: cytoplasm.